Messenger RNA from Apis mellifera (honey bee), 1955 nucleotides. RefSeq lists its product as uncharacterized. The record is from RefSeq and is a predicted model, not a curated record. Bases 1503 to 1724 code for a protein of 73 amino acids. The transcript has 2 exons. Lineage: Eukaryota; Metazoa; Arthropoda; Insecta; Hymenoptera; Apidae.
UCGAAUCACUAUUUGGACGUAAUUAAACAUUACUCACAUUUAAUUACAAUUGGAUGAAAAAGAAAAUCGAAAGAUUUUUAAUCCCUCGCCAUAUUACAAAAUUAUCCAUGACAAUUUUGAUGUAAUGGAACGAAACAUCACCUACAAUAAUUCCUACAAUAAUAACUUUUAAUCCACAUUUCGUUUAAUAACAAUUGGAUGAAAAAGAAAAUCGAACGAAAGAUUUUUAGUUUAUCAUUGCCAUGUUCCAAUCACCAUUUCCAAUCCAUGAUAAUUUUGAUCGAACGAAACAUUAUUCACAAUAAUUCCAACAUUUAAUCCACGUUUUCUUUAAUUACAAUUGGAUGAAAAAGAAAAUCGAACGAAAGUUUAUCAUUGCUAUGUUCGAAUCACCAUUUGGAUGUAAUCGAACAUCACCCACAAUAAUUCCAACAUUUAAUCCACGUUUCGUUUAAUUACAAUUGAAUGAAAAAGAAAAUCGAACGAAAGAUCAAUCAACGUUUCGAUGUAAUCGCUUAAAAUUGAUGGUGAAAAAAAAUGAUCGCCCACGAUGAUUCCUCUCCAACUUUCAAUCCACGUUUCGUUCCCUAAUUACAAUCGGAGGAAAAAGAAAAAUCGAACGAAACGAAAGAUUUCUCUUCUUAAGAAAAAAAAAAAUAUAUAUUCCAAUAAAACGAUUGGCCACGAUCCAUCGCGGAAGAGUAAGGGAAUCAAGAUAUCUCGCCACGGAAUGUUUGUAAGUAGGGUUGAAAGGAAUUAACGGCGAGGAAAGGUGGAGAUUCCUCGUGGCUGAUUGCCACUCUCUGUGACCCCGAGCAGCAAUUUCCUCGGCGAAAGCUCGCGAGGAUCGGACGAAAAUAUCCCACGACAGACGAGUUGUGACGUGUGUGGCUGCGAGGAAGGGGUCGAAUAUUGCCACGGAACGCGGAAAAAAAAAGAAAAAAGAACGGAAGGAGAGGGAAAGAGGAAAGAAAAGAGACAAGAUUGCAACGCCCCUCCCCGUUGGAGGGGUGGAGGCGCCGGUGGAGGCGCCGGUUCAAAGUUCGUGGCAUACGUAUGAAUUAUGCAUUCGGUGCAGCCUGUGUGUAAUCGCGCGGUGCAUCAUUAUCCCCGGGGAGAAAGUUUCUGUUACGAUUCCAUCUGGCACGAGAUAUCCGUGGAACCGAUGGAAAAAUGCAGGAUGGAGGCCAAUUCAAAGGAUGGGGAUCGUUACGAUGCGGAUCGAGAUCGAGAUUAUUUCGAAUCGAAAAUAGAAGUUAUGAGCGAGAAGUGGGCACCCACUGUUUGUUUUUAAACGGAUUGUUUUCAUGGAUGAGAACGAGAAGAGAGAAGAUUGUCGAUGAUUGCGGUUAGAUGGGAAGAGAUUGAAUGUUCGAUGACAAUUCUCGACCGAUUAUUCGAUUCCUUUUCAGUCUUUUAUUUCUUUCUUUCUAUUUUGACGGCUCGAUAUUUUGACAAGAUUACUUGACACUCGAGAUAUUUGAGAUAAGGGAAGGGGAAAAAUGAGCGGAAAAAAGUUGGACGACGUGAUCGAUUUUUUCACAAAGAUCUGCAAGUGUAUGUACGAUGAAAAAACUGAGGCUAGGAUCAGAAGAGAAAAUGAAGAAACUUGGAAAGGCUUCGUAGCUUUGGAGAAAUGUAAAAGGAGUCUGAAGGAGAUUGAUGAUUUAAAAUUGAAAGUGGAGAAGAAAGAUGAAAAGGUUAGAGACGAUUCGAAAAAGUAAUGAAAUGUUUUGUUACGAUUUUUGUAAAUUUAUUUUAUAGGAGAUCGAGGAAGAAAAGGAGGAGUACGAGUGGACGAAAUGGACGAAAUUGAAAAUUCUUCGACAAAAGAGGGAAUACGAAAUGUGGAAAGAGCAUUGGAACAAAUAUAAAGUGAUGAAAUUUUGCACGGCUGUGAUCAGGUUGAAGGUAAAGAGAAUAUUAUGCAAAGAAAAGAAGAAAAAGAGAGAGAA